AUGUGGAGAAAUCAGUCUGAAAUCACAGAAUUUAUUCUUCUUGGAUUUGGAGAACUUCAUCAUCUGCAGAUCUUUCUGUUUCUAUUUCUUUUGGUAAUAUAUAUCAUGACCAUGGCUGCCAAUAUUAUUGCUAUUCUUCUUAUUGUGAAUGAUCAACGUCUGCAUACCCCAAUGUACUUCUUUUUGGGAAAUUUGUCCUGCUUAGAGAUUUUCUACAGCUCAACCAUCCUGCCUAGAAUUCUAGCUAGCCUUCUGACAGGAGACAAGAAAAUCUCUGUUUCAGGUUGUAUUACCCAGCUAUAUUUCUUCGCAUUCCUGAUUAGUACAGAGUGCUACCUCCUCUCUGUGAUGUCAUUUGACAGAUAUUUAGCUGUCUGCAAGCCUCUCCAGUAUGCAACAACUAUGACUAUGAGAGUUUGUAUUCAAUUAGUUCUUGCUUCUUGGUUGAAUAGCAUGGUAUUUACAUCUAUAUUUUUAGGUAUGGUCUUAAAAAUACAAUUCUGUGGUCCAAAUGAAAUUGAUCACUUCUAUUGUGAUUCUCUCCCACUUGUAAAACUUUCCUGCAAUCACAUCAACCUUGUGAAAAAUGUUACAAUAGUAGUUUCAUUCAUCUUUACUUUUCCUCCUUUUCUUUUGACACUAACAUCUUAUGCAUAUAUUAUUAUUGCUAUCCUGAAAAUUCCAACCACUACUGGGAGACAAAGGACUUUUGCUACAUGUUCUUCUCAUCUGAUUGUUGUCUCUAUUUUCUAUGGAGCAUUAAUAAUUGUAUAUCUAAUACCAAAAACUGAAACCGUUAACCUCAAUAAACUAGCUUCUGUCCUUUACACAGUCCUGCCACCCAUAGCUAACCCUCUCAUUUAUAGCCUGAGAAACAAAGAUGUCAAAGAAGCCAUGAAAAAGGUGAUAGCACAUAUUCUGAAACUCCCUUUGUGA
Molecule: messenger RNA, 936 nt
Organism: Protobothrops mucrosquamatus (brown spotted pit viper)
Lineage: Eukaryota; Metazoa; Chordata; Lepidosauria; Squamata; Viperidae
Product: olfactory receptor 11L1-like
Exons: 1
Coding region: 1-936 (311 amino acids)
Biological process (GO): G protein-coupled receptor signaling pathway
Cellular component (GO): membrane
Molecular function (GO): G protein-coupled receptor activity; olfactory receptor activity
Source: RefSeq, a predicted model, not a curated record